CAAACGAUCGAAGUGAACACUUCCCGUGCUGGGAAAGGCCGUGAGUUUGACAGAUAGUUUUUGCCACCAAACAUCCUAGAACAUCAACGCGGCGUAAUGUUUCGAUCGCUUAAAUUCGCCGGCGCAAAACUAUCGAACGCUGGCGAACACCUCAAGCGUGGCGUCCUGAGCCUGGUGUGGCCCGAGACGUCCCCGUCGGUCCGAAACAAGGGCGUUUUCACCCUUUCGUUUCUCGCCAAACAGUCCAUCCCGCGCCCGUUCACCAUCCGGUUGGCCAAGGCCCAGGACGAUCCGCACAUAAUGCACUUCAUCCGGGAGCAUUUCUACUGCCAGGAACCGCUGCUCAAAAGCCUCAAGGUCACCAAAUCGAUGGCGAACCCUUGCCUGGAGUCCCGCCUCUGCGACCACCUCAAGGACGGGUUCACGAUGAUUGCGGUCGAAAACAAGGACAACCGGAUCGUGGGUGUGGCGGUGAACCAGCGGAACUGCGUCUGGGACGGGGACCUGCUAAAGCACAAGGCGGACAGCGUCAAGUGUGACUCGCUGCGGAAGCUGUUCUACAUCUGGUCGAUCGUGUCCACCGAGCCAAAGCUGCACGAAAAGUACAACACCGAUUGCAUCUUUGAGAUCGCAAUCCUGGCGACGGCACGCGAGGCCCAAGGCCAGGGCAUCGGAUAUCAAUUAACGGUCCACUCGCUCAACCUGGCACGUGAUUUGGGCUUCGAGGUGGCUCGGAUGGACUGCACCAGCGAGUACAGCUCCCGAUUAGCGCAACGGGCCGGCAUGGAGUGCAUCUGGUCGGUGCCGUACAAACAUCUGGUGGACAACGCUAAAAAGCCGGUGGUCAAACCGGAAGUGCCCCACACCCACAUCCGGGUGCACGCGACCCAGCUCAAGCCGACGGCGACAACGACGACGACCAGCAAGGGAUUGGCCUGAACGAAACUCGCUCCAACCCCCACUUUGAGGACCUCAACCAUUUUGGCUCAGUGUGAGUGUGUGUGUGUGUGUUUAUGGUGGUGCGUGUGUGUCCUGUUUGCAUUUAUUGAAUAAAUUGUAUUAAUUGAA
Molecule: messenger RNA, 1068 nt
Organism: Culex pipiens pallens (northern house mosquito)
Lineage: Eukaryota; Metazoa; Arthropoda; Insecta; Diptera; Culicidae
Exons: 4
Coding region: 97-939 (280 amino acids)
Molecular function (GO): N-acetyltransferase activity
Source: RefSeq, a predicted model, not a curated record